GGGGGCGGUGAAAUUGUGAAACAGCUUCCCUGGAUAGAGUUACACUGCUCAGCAGUUGGAAACAGACCUGUAAACCGACAUUAAUGACGCGGAAGAUGCCGAGCUGAAUUCCCUCAUUAUUGCUCUUAAACGGCCCUUUUAACAGCGCGAGACUUCCUCAAUAAAGUCUAGAAUGCCUCAUCUUGGAAGCCUGUUUACCCAUUUUAAUCUCACCUCCAAAUCUUCAGAAAGUGUCCAAGGCCAGAGCCCACAUCAGACACCAAAACUACCUGACUUUAUUCAACAUGCCAGGAAACUCACCGGGAUAAGAAAGGAAGAUGUUUACUGCAAUCUGCGUAUCCCCGACCAGUUUCAGAACGCCAAAGAUGACAUAAACAUUGUUAUCCUCACAGGUCAGGGGAUCUUCUGCAUCGAUGUAAAACCCUGCAGAGGCACGGUGUCCGCUCACAACCAGAACUGGCAUGUUCGAGUGAAAGAUGAGGACCAAAACUGUACCAAUAUCUGCAUUGAGCAGAUUGAAGAUCCCCUCAAAGCUAUCAUGACCAAGACGGCUAACUUUUGUGGCCAUUUAAAGAGGAGUGGAGUGUCGGUGCGCCAAAGCCUCUUCUUCCCCAGGGUUGUCUUCCUCUCUCCGGACUGCGAGCUGGAUGAGGAGCUGAGGAAGAGGAGGGAGCUGGUCUCCCACAGCCAGAUAGACGACUUCCUCAGAUCUUUCAGGGAGGGCUACAUGGCCUGGAUAUCAGAUGCACUGACUCCAUCCUGGCUCUCUGGUCAUCUGUCAUACAAGCAGAUGGAGUCAGUGCGGGAGGUCCUGAGGAGGGUGGGGACUUGGGAUCUGGUGCGGCUGCACUGUGGUGAGCAGCUGAAAGGAGACUUCCAGGCCUGCCAGUACAUCGCUCUCAACCGACAGGAGACAGACACGCUCGAGUUUUCCAGAGUCAAGACCCUGUCAGCUGAUUCGCUGUGGUCCCUGCUGGGACACGCUCCUCAGGUAACAGUUAAAAUGUACAAGCGUGGAUCUCAGGGCUGGCUGGGUAAAUCCCUCAACGCCACCACCACCAUCCCCUCCAACACCUAUGUGAUCUUCAGGAUCAGCGGGGAGGAAGCAGACGCCAAAAUCUCAGCAAACAGCAUUCACAGCAUCACUCUCAGCCACUGACCGUGUGUUUCAGUCUAUACAGAGGAUAGCCAUCACAUCAUGGCGCUGCGGCGAGAGGAAGCAUUCUUAAUGACAAGUAUGCAGAUGCAAGAAAACCAAACCACUUAAUUUAGCUCAAACUUAAUCACGUUUUUUCUGAGUGCCUUUUACUAUGCAGUGUUUGUAGUUUGUUAUACUGUCUUAAAAAUACCAUUUCUGACUGUCUUUGAGCAUUUAUUGUAGGCCAAUUUCCCCCUGAUUCUGCAACCCUUAGUGGCAAUAUUAUGUUAAUGAAGAUGGUUUCAGACAAUUAGCCCGAUUAACUUUCUCUUGUUUUGAAUUUCUAGGGCUGGCCCACACUUUACACCGGCCAUUAAUGAAUCAUUACGCUAGCUGAUUGUGUCACAUCAGUUCAGGAUUGAAGUGUUUAAUGUGUUAAUUGUGGCGGUUACGAUGAGGGCCGAGCGUGUUACUGCCUCUGUGGGCACUGAUUUACGGUCUGUUUAGAUGGUGUAACUGUAAGGUGCUUUAUUAAUAUGCUCCAGCACACAGAGAAGAUGAUAACAUAUUCAAGAGCACCACCAGCACCAUUCAUAACUGAGUCACUUUCCAUCAGUUACCAGGCUUACACAGCUGCGCUAACAGCUAGCAAUUGUAUUUACUGUGCCUGGUAGUGGGCAAAAUGAAGUUAUUUCCAUUAAGAUAUCAGUGCCUUUAGCUAAUGCAAUAGAGGCAGCUCUCUGUGUUGAUGGUAUCUCCUUGCAUGGCAUCUCUCUACCUGAAACAUCAUUACACUGUACUCAAGCUCCUCACUUGUUCAAAUGUCUGUUUUACCUGAGGAACAGAUUGUACAAACAGCAUUGUGUUGUUUGCAUUUGUACGUGCACAUUUUUUAGACUGUGGUUCUCUUUGUCAACAUUGCUCGAAUUUCUAAGGUUUCUGACGCGUUUAUUGUCUUUGCAUAUUUAAACUUAAGUACUAAGAAGUGUCCUCAGGAACUGUUUUCUCCACAGCACUUGACAAGCAAUAUUGAUAAUAUCAGUUGAUAUGGAAUGAGAAGGAUUUAGAGAAAUAUGUCAUUCUGAGUGGUGGGUGCAUGCAGGGUAAUAUGAAUGUUUUGCUUUUCUUAAACAAAAAAACUGCAAGCACUUUCAGUAUCAAGCCAAAUUGAUUGUCAACUAUACUCUUCAGUUGAUUGAUUUAAGCAUUAUUGUUGUAUUGUUUUAUAUUAUUCAUUAGUGUGUGUGUGUGUUUUUUUCUUUUUAGUCAUGGUAUCCUCAAUUGUUUUUUAUGUUUAAUUGUAUUUGUACUAUUUGGUGUCAUAAUAAAAAGAUUUGAUGAUGUAAUGCUU
Cottoperca gobio is the source of this 2489-nucleotide messenger RNA. RefSeq lists its product as uncharacterized. The record is from RefSeq and is a predicted model, not a curated record. The coding region runs from base 173 to 1159 and encodes 328 amino acids. NCBI's taxonomy places the organism in Eukaryota, Metazoa, Chordata, Actinopteri, Perciformes, Bovichtidae. The transcript is spliced from 7 exons.